Messenger RNA from Protomyces lactucae-debilis, 1571 nucleotides. RefSeq lists its product as uncharacterized. Lineage: Eukaryota; Fungi; Ascomycota; Taphrinomycetes; Taphrinales; Protomycetaceae. The record is from RefSeq and is a predicted model, not a curated record. The coding region runs from base 343 to 1170 and encodes 275 amino acids. The transcript has a single exon.
AUUGCAGCUUUGGCCGAGUUGGUUAUGGCGCCACGUUCAGGUCGUGGUCUCAGCAAUGGGGCAAGGGUUCGAAUCCCUUAGGCUGCAUGAAUUUUUUAUUUUCUCGUCAGCUCUCGGGACUCCGCAUGCGUCGUUCAAGUACCGAUGGUCAAGACAUCGCCGUGAGUCAAGUACCUUGAGCAUCUUGCCUGACCCAAUUUCGUCUGAAGAUUCAUGUAUUCUCCUGACCUGCAUCUAUUUGCCGUUGCCCGUCACCAGGAGUCGCGCAAUUGAACUUUCGGCGCGCGACAGGAAAACAGCAAAAGUGAAAUCUAAUCAGACUCAACCAACUAGCAGGCUGCCAUGAAGUGGAUCUCUCUUGUCGCUGCUUUGACACAGCUUGUGUCAGCACAGUCAUCUACGUCUGCAUCGACUGGACUGUCCCCUGAUCCCUCAGCAACGGCAUCAAGAGCAUCAGCAGCAAGUGUCACUCCUUCAUCUGCAAGACUCAACGCAGUACCCUCUUAUGACGCCAGCCGCAAAUCAGUGGUUUAUGUGACCAAGACGGAAGCUUCCACAUCGCAAGGGACACAAGCGCCUAGCAAUAGUUUCCUGGAUUGUCCUGCAGGCAGUGCCAAUAUGACGGGUCCCUUCUGUCUGCCUCUCAACGGCACCCAGCAAAUCAAAAACAAAGAGUACAGCGUUACUUGGGAUAGUUCCUUUGCGCCGAAUUGCUCAAGUGUCUAUGUUGCGCUGCUCUAUUAUGGCAACGAGGCCGGUCAACUCGUGACAUCGACUUCUACAAGCAAUAGCUUAGGUUUCUGGAAUUACACGGUGCAGGGUAGCUGGUUGGAGAGCAAGAGCACGCAAGAGGUGGUCUUCCAGAUCUUGCCGUAUGAUUGCAGCGGUGAUAUUCCAGCACGGCAGAAUGGGCCCAUCAUUCAGCUACGCAACAAGGUCGAAACGACGGUUGUGUCGUCUGCGAUGCCCAAGGACCGUAUCCUUGGAUUAUCUAUUGGCUUGCCUCUUGCACUGUUGGCCUUCUUGGGGACUGUGCUGCUUGUCUUUUGGUGGAAUAAGCAGCAUCGGCAGAUUCCGCAGUUUUCACGUAAGCGUCGUGGGUAUACAGGUCGCAAGGAACGCGGUGUGCGACUCCAGGAGAUGAACCCGGAUGCCGAGUACCGCGACUAGUGCUUGUUGCAGGUAUAGCUUGGUGUAGACACUGUCAGACACACAUAAUCAAUGAGUUACACUGUUACACAGUAGUCAUCACUGGCACUCGGCCUCCCGCCGCUCUCUGCCGAAGAACUGUCGCCCGCGGGUGAAGUGUCCCCGGCCCCCGGAAGUUUGCAUGUGAAGCGGACAAUUUGCUUAUUAGAUCUCGAUCCCCCCGCGCUUUUCCUCUCUUCACUGCCUACUCAUCACGCGCUACUGCUGCCAUGUCCAUUCGUCUAGCUCGUGCUGCUCGUACUGCUCUCGCUGCACCCAGGCUCAUCCGGUCAUUCAGCGUGGCUCGCAUCGCUCGUCAGGAAGAUGUCGUCCCGGGACCUCUGUUUGCAUUGACCGAAGAGGAAGAAAUGAUGAAGGACUCU